Molecule: messenger RNA, 2010 nt
Organism: Trichoderma gamsii
Lineage: Eukaryota; Fungi; Ascomycota; Sordariomycetes; Hypocreales; Hypocreaceae
Exons: 1
Coding region: 1-2010 (669 amino acids)
Source: RefSeq, a predicted model, not a curated record
AUGACCGACUGGUCGAAGCUCAAAGUCGUCGACCUUAAAGCCGAGCUGAAGAGCCGUGGCCUGCCUUAUGCAGGGCUAAAGGGGGAGCUGAUUGCGCGAUUGGUCGCCGCCGACGCGGAGGCAGCGCAACAGGAAGAAGAAAACCCGGAGGAAGAGGAGAAGCCACAGGAACCAGAGCCAGAGCCAGAAGUUCAGCCAGAGCAAGAAGUCCAGCCCGAGACCCAACCAGAGGCGCAGCCAGAGGCACCCACAGAGCCAGCAGCUGUCGAGACAGAGAAUGUCGAAGCCACUCCAGAACCAGUCGCGCUGAAGCCUCCCUCGCACAUCAAGGAACGCGACCCGACGCCCGAAGAGAAGGCCAAUGCUGUCGAAGAGGCACAGCCCGCGCAGCAAGAGGAGCACAAUAAGCCCAUAGCGGCAGCUGAACCUGAGCCAGCCGCGCCAGUCGCUGAAAUUCCUUCCGAAGCUGCAAAAAGCGAUGACAAUGUUCAGGGCGGUGAGGCAGCGGCCAGCAGUCUUCCGCCAGCUGAAGUAACUCCAGCUCCCAUCGAACAAGCUACUUCGUCGUCCUCCCCCAAGCCCGAAGAACAGUCAACUGCACAGGCUUCCAUCGAACCGACACCAGAAGCUCAGAAGCGCAAGCGACGCUCGCACAGCCCUCUGCCCACCGAAGAAGAUAUAGCCCGAAAGCGCGCGCGCUCUGACAAGACUGCAAACGGCGACGAGAUUCAUGCCACGGCCGAAGCGAACGAAGCCGAUGUUGAUAUGACUGGUGCUGGCGCGCCUGAUUUCACGCCACAGACGAUCGACAAGGGCGAAUCUGAUACCAAGGUCAUCGCAGACUCGCGUAAAGAGUCGCCCUCACCAGUCGCUAAUGCUCCACCUGUGGAGAUGGAUUUCGAAAGAGACGUAGAGCCAGCGGUGCACACUCCCACUGCCGCCCUCUACAUCAGCAAUCUCAUGCGCCCCUUGCGCGAUGUCGAUAUUCUUGAGCAUCUUGGUAGCCUGGCAUCUACAUCCAGCGCAGACUCGGGGCAAGACCGCAUUGUCAAGUUUUAUUUGAACUCAAUCCGCACCCAUGCAUUUGCUGUCUUUGAUACGGAGCUGUCUGCCACUCGAGUUCGCACCGCGCUGCAUAAAUGCGUUUGGCCAAACGAAAGCAAUCGCAAGGCACUUUCAGUCGACUACAUCCCUCCCGGGAAAGUGGAUGAAUGGAUCGAUGUAGAAAAAGCUGGUGGAGCACGAUCCUCUUCCCGCUGGCAGGUGGUAUACAGACCUGGGCCAGAUGGCUUCGAAGCUGUGCUAGAGUCCGGAUCUGUAUCGAAAGCGAGACCAACCGAGCCGCCACCACCGUCCAAUAUUGGUGCCGAUAGUACCAAUGCUAUCCCUAUUGGUCCUCGAAGCCACCGUGAACGUGAGCGAGAGCGGGAUCGUGAUCGUGGCAUGAUGCCUCCACCACCCACGGGGCCAAGAGGUGGGCGUGCAGGAGCAGGAGCAGGAGCAGGAGCAGGAGCAGGACCCGGUGGCCGGCUCAGUACCAGUCCCCUGGACCAUGUCGUGGAGAAGACUCACUCUUGGCCUCCCAUCUCAUACCAGAUGGUGUCUGAGGAUCUCGCCCGCAGCCGCUUGGACAAGAUGCGAAGCCACUACACUCGCGACAAAUCCCGUGAUUUCGGACGUGAAAUCAACCGCUACUCCUUUGAAAACGGAGACGUCUUUGUGGACCGCGGCAAAGAAGUUUUCGAGGGUAUCCGACCUCCUCACCGCGAAGGAGAUCGUCGUGGUGGAGGCGGUAGUGGUGGUGGACGAGGAGCUCGUUCGCAAGGCCGAAGAGGACCGCCGCCGCCUUUCCGACAGAGGAGUGAUAGAUACCUCCCCGGAGCUGGCGGUGGCGGCGGUGGCUCCAGCUACCGCUCUGGAGGCGGACGACGCAGAGACAGUGACGAUGACCGACUAUCGCGACGCGACGAUUCUAGAGAUAGGGAUUAUAGAGACCGCCGCCACCGCUGA